AGUGCAGGUGGAGGGAGUGACUGCUGGAUAUCUGACCCUGGAUAUUUCACUGGAGGGCUUCUCUUUAACACUUCCGAUAGUUUUCUCUUACCUUUUUACAUAUCAAGUCGUUUUAAAUCUGUGUUUUUUUAAUACUUUGUUUUUGGACAUAGCUAACCUUUAAUCUUAAGAUUUAGUCUUGCAUUUUCCACCAGUGGAUUUAGUCAAGGACAUAUUUCAUCAGAGAUCUUCAAUUUGAGCCUUAGUUCUUAGGGAGUUUGUUGUUGGCGUGGCUGUUUCCAAGAAGCCGAUCGUCUAAUAAGCUGCGUGAUCAUGGCAGACUUCCCUUCCAAAGUUACUACGGAAACCAGCUCCACCCCAACCCAGAGCUCUCAGCAGGGGGGCAACAGCCUCCGAGGGUUGACUGCCAGCGUCACCAAUAUCAUGGACAUGUCCUUUAUCCGGAGCAUCCCAGCAAUCCUCAUGAUGGUGGAAAUAUGUCUGGGCCUUAUCCAUUGGGCGUUGAUAGCCAGCACCCCCUACACAGCGAUUCCAGCGUACGGCUGGGUGAUGUUUGUGGCAGUCACUCUGUGGAUCCUCACCACCAUCCUCUUCCUCACGAUCCUGUUCAACGCCCAGCAAAAAAUCACCUUUAUCCCUUGGCCCCUGACGGUGAUGGUGUAUACCGCUGCAGCCACGGUCCUCUAUCUGACGGCCUUCUUGACCAACGCCUCAACUGUGCAUCCCUACCGAUACUUUAAUUUCUAUGGACAUUUGGCAGCUGCUGCUUUCUUCGGUGCCGUAGUGACUGUGGCGUAUGGAGCCAGUGCUUUCUUCUCCUAUUUGGACUGGAAGGGAGAUGGAGGAAAUGCUGCAACCAACACAGUGCCGACCUAAGACUGAAACCUGUUGAACUGGUCGGGACACAGACUCCUUGUGAACUCUUUAAGAAACUGUAGUUAGCUAUAUGGAUGAUCUACUGCUGAGUAUAACUGCUGACUCCUGACGUUUCAAUAUCCUGAGUAUUAAUAAUAAGAUGAAACCUAAUUCAGACUGAAGAUAUCGUCAGGUAUUUUACUUUUCAGUCCAACUCAAUAGCGUCUAACCUUCAAAUUGUGAAAAAAUGUUUUGGCAGCAAUGGAUUCUCCACCUGAACUGCACUGUAUCAAUACAACAACAUCUUUAUUUCAAGGUGAUCUGAUAAACUGCACUGAGGUCUGAAUAGGCGUCCAUGAAAUAAUAUAUUCAAUAAUAGUAUUGUAAACAAAUAAAUAUGAUAGUGGUUCAAAUGUAGGUUAUACAAUGGUGUGAUGGGAAAAUGUAUUUUUAAUUUAAAUGCCUGCUUACCAAGAGAUUGAUAUACCCUUCUUAGGUCUGUAUAUGAAGCUAUGUUGAAUACACAAAUAAAGCAACCGCUUAGCUUAGCAUAAAGAAUGCAAGGGGGAAAGCUAGCCUAGCUCUGUUCGAAGGUAACAAAAUACACUCACAGUAAAGCUCAUUUUGUUAUCUUUGAAAAUAGCUAGGCUAUCUUUUUGCCCAUGUCUAGCCUUUAUGCUAAGCUAUUUGGCUGCAUACCUUAUCUUUACACAUACAUUGAGUGUAGCAUCAACCUUCUCAUUUAACUUUCGGCAAGAAAACAUAAGCCUAUUUUUUCCAAAAUGGCAAACUAUCUAUAUAUUUAAAGUAAGGUUACCCAACCAUGGAAGAAUGUAUUUAGAACUUCAGGGCUAGUGCAGUUAUUGUUCAUGAUUUAAAAGUCAAACUUGGCCACUAGAUAAUAAAAUGGCAUUGGUAAUGAAUGGUGUUAACGGCUCUAACGGUGUGUCCUUGGUUAUUAAUGAAUGAAUCCAUGUUCCUGUGGCUAUAAGAGGACUAGUUCACAAUAACACACCGCUUACAUUAGCACUGGGCAGCCUGACUCAACUUUGAUUUUAAACAUUUCUGCAGUGUGUAGCCCUAGGACUGUCAUCUAUCAAGAAGAACUAUGAAGAUACAUUGAGAUUGUUUGUUUAGCAUUACCUGUUUACAGAGCGCGUUUGUUGAGUAGGUCCAUGUUGGAACAUGCUUGACGCUUGCGUUUGCUUUCUGUGAUGAUCAUAUAAGAAAUGAUCUAAAAUACUAAGUUAUAGCAGUGCAGAAGGUUUAAAGACUAAUAGUAACGUAAAGUCGUGCAGAAAUCCAAUUCGAUGUUCUAAACAGGAAAUCCAGACUCAUUCAUAAAUUCUCCAUGGACCUAGCCAAAGCACUGAAACACGGAAAGUGAGUCUUUCAAGAAUGUAUGUUAUAAAGAUGCAUGGUUUCUGCGGGACAUUAAGACCCUUUAAUUAUUCAGAUAUUGUUCUUCUAAGUACUGAGCUGUGGAACAAAAGUGUGUAACAUUUUUUUCUUUGAUUUAUAUGAGACAGGGCUAAACUCCUGCUGUAUGUGCCUUUAUAAAAUACGUUGUGUCAUUUUGUACCAAGAAUUACAAUACUAGUAAAACCAUAUGUUGAGUGCUGGGGCUCAAGCAUGCA
Messenger RNA from Gymnodraco acuticeps, 2492 nucleotides. RefSeq names its product plasmolipin (gene pllp). Gene Ontology annotation, cellular component: membrane. Gene Ontology annotation, molecular function: structural constituent of myelin sheath. The transcript is spliced from 4 exons. NCBI's taxonomy places the organism in Eukaryota, Metazoa, Chordata, Actinopteri, Perciformes, Bathydraconidae. Gene Ontology annotation, biological process: myelination. The record is from RefSeq and is a predicted model, not a curated record. The coding region runs from base 313 to 876 and encodes 187 amino acids.